Messenger RNA from Sphenostylis stenocarpa, 2016 nucleotides. The record is from the annotation of a GenBank genome assembly. Lineage: Eukaryota; Viridiplantae; Streptophyta; Magnoliopsida; Fabales; Fabaceae.
AUGAUCAUCAUGUGUUUAUGUCAUCACCACCGCAGUAUUUGUCAGCCCAGUUUUCGUUUCCUGAGGCAUUUCAAAGCUUCAAUUUCCAGUGACCCAGAAUGGGAUUUGGUGAAAAUUUUGGAUGGGGCACGAAUUUCAAACCCCAGAACCCCCUUAAUGCCCAAUAAUUUGAGCUUAACGCCGAGGUCUUCGAAUGAUGCACUUCACAAACGUAAUGCGGAGAUAACGAUUCUAGGGCGUCACGACAAGCUCGAAGAAGCAAAGAAUCUGUUUGAUGAAAUGCCUAUACGAGACGAUGUUUCGUACAAUUCCAUGAUCACCGUUUAUUUGAAGAACAGGGACCUACUUGGAGCCGAAAGAGUGUUCAAAACAAUGCUGCAAAGAAACGUUGUUGCGGAGUCCGCGAUGAUUGAUGGGUACGCUAAAGUUGGCCGCUUGGAUGAUGCUCGUAAGAUUUUCGAUAGUAUGAGUCAAAGGAAUGCAUUCUCUUGGACUAGUUUGAUUUCUGGGUAUUUCACUUAUGGAAAAAUUGACGAGGCUUUGCACUUGUUUGAUCAAAUGCCUGAGAGAAACGUGGUUUCCUGGACUGCAGUGGUUUCAGGUUUUGCUCGCAAUGGGUUGAUGGAGCAUUCUCGGAAGUAUUUUGAUCUCAUGCCUGAAAAGAAUAUCAUAGCUUGGACAGCUAUGGUCAAGGCGUAUCUUGACAAUGAAUGCUUUGCUGAGGCUUAUAAGCUCUUCCUUGAAAUGCCUGAAAGGAAUGUUCGUUCUUGGAACAUCAUGAUCUCAGGUUGUUUGAGGGUCAAUAGAGUGAAUGAGGCGAUAAGUUUGUUUGAAUCAAUGCCAUAUCGGAAUCAUGUUUCAUGGACGGCUAUGGUUUCCGGUUUGGCACAAAACAAGAUGAUUGAAGUUGCUAGGAAGUAUUUUGAUCUCAUGCCUCAUAAAGAUAUGGCUGCAUGGACUGCAAUGAUCACUGCAUGUGUUGAUGAGGGGCACAUGGAUGAAGCUCGCCUGAUUUUCAACCUGGUGCCGGAGAAGAAAGUUGGGAGUUGGAACACGAUGAUAGAUGGCUACGCAAGGAAUGGUGAUAUUGCAGAAGCCUUAUGGCUGUUUGUUUUGAUGCUAAGAUCUUGCUCUAGGCCCAAUGAAACAACUAUGACUAGCGUAGUAACUUCCUGUGAUGGCAUGGGGGAACUCAUGCAAGCUCAUGCAAUGGUCAUACGGCUUGGGUUAGAGCACAACACAUGGCUUACAAAUGCACUUAUUACGUUUUAUUCCAAAAGUGGAGAUCUUUGCUCAGCCAGGCUUGUUUUUGAGCUACUAAAGUCAAAAGAUGUAGUUUCCUGGACUGCGAUGAUAGUAGCUUAUUCAAAUCAUGGACAUGGCCACCAUGCCUUGCAGGUAUUCGCACGCAUGCUAGUAUCUGGAAUUAAGCCAGAUGGGGUCACCUUUGUGGGACUCUUAUCAGCUUGUAGCCAUGUUGGUCUUGUUAACCAAGGUAGAAGACUGUUUGACUCAAUCAAUGGUACUUAUAAUUUAAAUCCUAAGGCUGAGCACUAUUCCUGCCUUGUAGAUAUCCUAGGUAGAGCAGGACUUGUGGAUGAAGCAAUGAGUGUAGUGUCCACUAUUCCUCCUUCCGAGAGAGAUGAAGCUAUUCUUAUGGCUUUGCUUGGUGCAUGCAGGCUUCAUGGGGAUGUUGCAAUAGCAAAUUCCAUUGGUGAGAAAUUAUUAGAGCUAGAGCCAUCUUGUUCAGGGGGUUAUGUACUACUAGCCAAUACAUAUGCUGCAGAGGGUCAGUGGGAUGAAUUUGCAAGAGUUAGGAAAAGAAUGAAAGAGAGAAAUCUGAAGAAAAUUCCAGGAUAUAGUCAAAUACAGAUAAAAGGGAAAAAUCAUGUAUUUGUUGCUGGGGAAAGAUCUCAUCCCCAGAUUGAGGAAACUUACAGAUUGUUGCAACAGAAUCUUCAACAUUUGAUGAGGGAAAUGGGUUCUACACCUGAGAACUUGUUGCUAGUGGAUUAG